AGCUCGGCCUCCUCAUUCUCUGAGAGGCUGUUGCAACUGCUUUUCUGUCCUUUCCGCCGCGGCUCCCUCACAAACAACUGUCAGAAUGACUCAUCAGUUCCCAUCCCUCUCUCCGGAGCAGAAGAAGGAGCUCUCUGACAUUGCUCAGAGGAUCGUGGCUCCAGGAAAGGGAAUCCUGGCUGCAGAUGAAUCAACAGGCACCAUGGCAAAGCGACUCCAGAAAAUCAACGUGGAGAACACUGAGGAGAACCGACGCUGCUUCCGUAACAUCCUCUUCUCCGCUGACCCCUCGAUCUCCAACUGUGUGGGCGGAGUCAUUUUGUUCCACGAGACCCUUUACCAGAAAGCAGACAGCGGCAAACUCUUCCCCCAAGUCAUCAAGGACAAGGGCAUCGUUGCUGGCAUCAAGGUCGACAAAGGUACAGCUGCUCUGAGUGGAACAGAUGGAGAGACCACAACACAAGGACUCGACGGCCUCUCAGAGCGCUGUGCUCAGUACAAAAAGGAUGGCUGCGACUUUGCCAAGUGGAGGUGUGUGCUGAAGAUCUCCGAAAGCUGCCCAACAGCUCUUGCCAUCGCAGAGAAUGCCAAUGUUCUCGCCAGAUAUGCCAGUAUCUGCCAACAGAACGGCCUGGUGCCCAUUGUGGAGCCAGAGAUCCUGCCUGACGGAGACCAUGACCUGAAGCGCUGCCAGUAUGUCACAGAAAAGGUGCUGGCUGCGGUGUACAAGGCUCUGUCUGACCACCACGUGUACCUGGAGGGCACUCUGCUGAAGCCCAACAUGGUCACUGCUGGACACUCCUGCACCGCAAAGUUCACCCCUGAGCAGGUUGCCAUGGCUACUGUGACUGCUCUGCUGCGCACUGUGCCUGCUGCUGUGCCAGGCAUCUGCUUCCUGUCUGGAGGCCAGAGUGAGGAGGAGGCUUCUCGCAACCUGAGCGCCAUCAACCAGGUGCCACUCCAGCGCCCGUGGAAGCUGACCUUCUCUUACGGCCGUGCACUGCAGGCCUCUGCACUGGCAGCCUGGAAGGGUAAACCUGAAAACAAGGCGGCUGCACAGGAAGCCUUCUGCAGCAGGGCCAAGAUCAACGGCCUGGCUUCCAAAGGAGAGUACAAGCCCAGCGGCUCGGCUGACCAGGCCUCCAUGCAGUCUCUGUACACGGCCAGCUAUAUCUAUUAAAUACUGUGAGUGAACGUUAUCCAAACAUGUGAGACGACCAAAUAUGUUUCCUUCUUCCUGUUAUGUUUGUUUACUCGGUGAAAUGACUGGAAAUAAAUUAAGUGACCAAAGUA
This is a messenger RNA of Solea senegalensis (Senegalese sole), 1293 nucleotides long. RefSeq names its product aldolase b, fructose-bisphosphate (gene aldob). NCBI's taxonomy places the organism in Eukaryota, Metazoa, Chordata, Actinopteri, Pleuronectiformes, Soleidae. The transcript is spliced from 9 exons. Gene Ontology annotation, molecular function: fructose-1-phosphate aldolase activity; fructose-bisphosphate aldolase activity. Gene Ontology annotation, cellular component: cytosol. The record is from RefSeq and is a predicted model, not a curated record. Bases 86 to 1180 code for a protein of 364 amino acids. Gene Ontology annotation, biological process: fructose 1,6-bisphosphate metabolic process; glycolytic process.